AUGCAAGGCGGGGAGCGCGCCGAGGAGCUGCUCUCGCGGCGAAAGCGGCGGCGGCGGCAGUGGAGGCUCCCGGAGGCUCCUCACCGCGAGGAGGAAAGGCAGCAGCGGCGACGGCUGUUGCUGCUGCUGCUGUGGAAGCAGAGCGGGCUGGGCCGGCGGCGGCAGGCGGUCAGUGUCCGCAUCCAUCCUGCUGCAGCGGGGGGCCGAGCAACGGGGCCGACAUGGAGCAGCAAACAGCGGCGAAGAUGA
Messenger RNA from Podarcis lilfordi (Lilford's wall lizard), 249 nucleotides. NCBI's taxonomy places the organism in Eukaryota, Metazoa, Chordata, Lepidosauria, Squamata, Lacertidae. The record is from the annotation of a GenBank genome assembly.